AUGCAGUGUAAUACUAAAACACAACCAUUACGUAUUGGUAUACUUGGUUUUGGUCAUCUAGGACAAUUUAUUUAUGAAUAUAUUGAAAAUGAACAUAAUAAAUCAACAUAUGAUUUUGAUUUAAGUUUUAUUUGGAAUCGUUCAAAAGAUAUUUUUUUAACAUAUAAUAAAAAACUUGAUCAAAAUUUAAUUGUAUCAACUGUUGAAGAAGGUUUACAACGUUUACCAGAUUUAGUUAUUGAAGUAGCACAUCCAAAUGUUAUUGAAAUAUAUGCUGAAAAAAUACUUGAUAUAUGUGAUCUAUUUAUUGGAUCACCAACAGCUCUUGCUAAUGCAUCACUUGAAAUAGUAUUAAGAAAAAAAACUCUUACAUCAGGUCAUGCUAUUUAUAUAGGUACAGGUGCUUUUUGGGGUGCCGAAGAUAUUGAUAAAAUGAAUGAACGUAAUACACUUUGUUCAUUAAGUAUAACAAUGAAAAAACAUCCUGAUUGUUAUAAACUUAAUGAACCAUUACGAUCUAAAUUACAUAAUGAACGAAUAAAACUUGAUGAUCAACCAGGUGAAAUUAUUAUUUAUUCAGGUCCAGUUCGUGAAUUAUGUCAAUUAGCACCAAAUAAUGUUAAUACAAUGGCUGUUGGUGCAACAAUUGCUAGUAAUCUUGGUUUUGAUCAUGUUCAAGGAUGUUUAAUUGCUGAUACAUCAUUAUAUGAUCGACAUAUUGUUGAAAUUGAAUUAACAGGACCAGAAAAAAAAAUUGAUAAUAAUAAACAAGUGAAAUUUCAUUUGAAAACUAUUCGAACUAAUCCAGCUGAAUUUGGUGUUGUUACUGGUACAGCAACACUUCUUUCAUUUAUUAGUAGUAUUAAACGUGCAAAAGGUCGAACACCAGGCAUUCAUAUUGUUUAA
Messenger RNA from Rotaria sp. Silwood2, 906 nucleotides. NCBI's taxonomy places the organism in Eukaryota, Metazoa, Rotifera, Eurotatoria, Philodinida, Philodinidae. The record is from the annotation of a GenBank genome assembly.